AUGGAAUCCACUCCUUAUGGUGAGCCACUGGGCCACCAGGGGACCCUUGACGAGGUGGGCGGUUUGUCGCCGGUUGGUGGAGAACCCAAUCUCGAGGGCUGGCUUGUAAAGCGUGGUGCCAAGAGGAAGAACUGGAAAGUGCGGUGGUUCGAGAAGCGAGGUGAUAAGCUGGUCUACAGUGUCGCCAAGGACAAGACAGCGAAGGGUUUCAUUCCGCUGCGCGAAGUCCUCUCCGUUUCAGCACAGGCCGAGGCGCCCGUGAGUCUGGUGAAGAAGAGUGGCAGCUUCAUGCACCUCAAGCGCGAGCGCUCGGAGAGCAAGGAGAAGGAGAUCGAGGCGGGCGGCAGCGGCUCGGAGGGCAGCGGCCUGGCUCGCCGCAGUCACAAACGAGGCGGUAGCGUUGCCGGGGUCCAUCAGCUCGCCGUGGCCGUGCCGCCGGUCGGCUCCGACUCGGGCGAGCAGCCGAGCGUGACCAUAACCAGCAGCGCCAGCAGCACGAGCAGCACCUGCAGCCUGGACGACAGCGACAGCGAGGAGGACGAGGGCGAGCGCAAGAAGCGCGCGCAGUACGACAAGGGCUUCCAGAUCGAGACCGAGAAGCGCAUCUUCUUUCUCCUGGCGUCGAGCGACAAGGAGCGCGAGCGGUGGGUCAAGGGCAUCGAGUACCACAUCCGCCAGAUGCACGAAAAGGAGAUCGCCGCGCAGAAGCUCAAAGAGGUGGAGGAGGCCCUGCGCGCUGCGCAGGAGAGCGAGCGAGCCGCGCGGGAGGAGCUCGAGCGGGUGCGCCGAGAGAGCGACCUCGCGCAGGACGAGAAGUGGAAGAAGCGCCAGGAGGAGAUGGAGGCCCGGUUCAAGCGGAAGAAGAAGCAGCUGCGCAAAAAGCUCCGCGAGAAGAAGGAGCGGGAGGACAGGGACGCGGCAUACGCCGCCCAGCUGCUCGUCAGCCAAAGACACGUGGCCGCCGCACCGGCGCUGCUCAUGCCGGACGUGUCGGCGCUGCCCGAGGGCGAGCGCGGGCUCAAGGAGAUGAUCGAGAACCUGCAGAGCAAGCUGAGCGAGAACGAGGAGAUGAUCCUGUACCAGAAGAACACCAUCCUCGAGCUGGAGAAGGCCAAGGCCAAGAACGAGCGACUGGCCAAGGAGGCCGAGAAGAAAAAGAAGAAGAUCGAACGCGAGUUCCGCCGCACCAUCAGGCAGGAGAUCCGAGCCAAGGGGGCCAAGGCCGCCCAGGAGGCCGCGGCGUCGACCGGGCUUGCCGUGGCGAGUACCGAGGACGAAGCCGAGGAGACGGAGAGCGCCACCGAGGGCAAGUCAGACGAUGAGACGGACGACACCGACGACAAGACCGACGAGCCCAAGAAGGAGGAGUGGGACGAGGAGGACGGCGAGGAUGAGCUGGUCGAGAUCGAAGACGAGCGGCGGCUUUCCAAUUCCACCGAGCACCGAGAAGACGGGGAUAUUGACGACGACGACGAUGAAGAUGACGACGACAUGAACGACGACGCCGAGGAGGGCCUGAACCACAACGAUGACAAGAGCGGGGAUGUAGUGGAGCCUGACGCGUCCAGCCACCACACUGACGGCUCAGUGGCAGGCGGUGCGGAGGACUCGGGGUCCGACUCACCGUCGUGGCGCCGGAUAUCGAUGAAAGAGACGACGGCCAGCGCAUCGGCGCGCCUCUCCACCUCCCUCACGCGCGAUGCGCAUGCCGGCAAGUCCCUCACCUUCUCUCACCACGUCCCGAUGCUGCCCACGUCGGGGCUGUCGGCCUCGUCAUCGGCGGCCGCGUCGCCGCUCUCCCAUUCCAUGCUGACGCCCCUCAAGCCCCAUCCGCCUCCGGUGCCCCCGCGACGCCGAAUGGAGAACUGGAGGCGCGGACAGACCGAAGACUUGAAGCUCAAGCGCACCAACCGGACCCACUCUGCUAUGGAGUCGCCGAACGAAGACAUGGCUCCUGAGCGCUGGGAUCGCCCGGAUCGUCGGAAGCGCGCAGCUUUGCUGAAAGGGGCCAAGCCCGUCAAGUCGGUGAUGCCCAAUUCCCCGACCUCGUCCACGCCCGUCCCCACCUCCAACCUUACCUCUGCUCUUGCUUCGGCGUUUUCUGGGCGGGCCACCAUGAGCGCUAGGAGCACCUCCAGCGAGACGCUGUCCGCCUCGACAGGAGCCCAGCUGCAGGUCUCGCUCAAGAUUUCGUGUUCGGAGUUGAGCAACAAGACGAAGGCGGUCAAGUACGACAUCAGCGCCACAGUGGAAUCGCUGCUCAAGAAGAAGCCGCUCGCCAACUGGCUCAAGAAGCUGCAGAUGAAGAGGGCCAAGGAGUCCAAGGAACAGCUCUACUACGGACUCUAUGCGCCCGUCAAUAGCGGACCUGGCGACCUCUCGCCAAAGGACCCGGGAUCCAAAGUGGCACCAAAGGACGUGGCCUGCCGAGGCGUGUGGCUCGACGAGGAGUCACAGCUGUGGCGAUACGACUUCGACGAAGGGGCGGCGGUGGAGCUCCGCUGUAUCGAGGACUCGAAGUACGCCAACGACAAGAGCAACAACUAUGUGCUGCAGAUCCUGUACACCAUCGAUGGCGCCGCGGCUGAACCGCACACAACUGGACGCAGCAGCCAGCUCUUCAAGUUCAACAAGUACACCACCGUACGCGAUGUCAUGACCACCGUCGGCUCUCGUCUCAAGACGUGCAGCGACGUAGAGCACUACGGCCUGCUGAUUCACAAGCGAGACGGCACCCUGUGGCUCAAUCCCGACAACAUCCUCGCCGCCUACCACCUACAGGACAUGGAUAUCUUGGAGCUGAAAAAGCGAUUCCUGGAGCUCUGCCUCCACGAGGAGGACAAGACCGAGCUGCGCGACACCACGCGCGGUCUGCUGGUGCCCUCCGUCGCAGAGGGUCGGCUGCUGCUCGAUCCUUCGUCCAUCACCGUGCUCGAAGCCACUCACUCUGUGUGCAACUGGCUGGGCAUUGAGAAGCGCCGAUGGGAGCACUACGGACUGCUGGCCUCCAAUCCGCCCUCGCCUGACAUCUGGCUGCAAGAGGGCCAGACCCUCGCCCACUACGCCCUCGGGACCAAUACCAUCGUGGAGCUCCAGCCCAAGACCCUGUUCAGUGCUUCGCCCCGGUCCGAACCGGACGUCGCCGACAGGCGGUCGUACUGUCUCAUCGUCAAGUUCUCGCCCCACUCCUCCGACAACGUCGAGGUACGCACUGCCCCCUCCCCCCAACGGACUCGACUGUCCAGAAUAUUUCAGAAGCGAGGCGCCGAUGAGUUGACAACGUUUCGCGCUCAACCGGUGGUGCUCAGGACGCUGGUGAGGGUGCAUCGACCACCACGAACGGUGGCUCGGGGAGCCUGA
Messenger RNA from Acanthamoeba castellanii str. Neff, 3360 nucleotides. RefSeq names its product PH domain containing protein. The transcript has 12 exons. Bases 1 to 3360 code for a protein of 1119 amino acids. NCBI's taxonomy places the organism in Eukaryota, Discosea, Longamoebia, Acanthamoebidae. The record is from RefSeq and is a predicted model, not a curated record.